UCGGCGCUUCCUGCGAGGAAAUGGGAAAUGGGAAAUGGGAAAUGGGCUGGGGAGCGCCGGGAUCCGGCGGGGACACUGCGGUGCCAGCGGCCCUGCUGCGGUCAGCGCUUGGGGACACUGCGCAGCCCCGCUGAUUCUCCUGGCAUGAGGUGGCUUUGGGUGGUGGCUUUGGUGACACCUGCCUGCACUGUCCCCUACAACGGCACGGCGGGGAGCCCUGGGGAUGGGGACAAUGGGGACAGAGGUCCCUGCACCCCUCAGCACGGCCUCCUGGGCACCGAGGUGCUGCUGCCGUGCCCGGGCGGUGCAGCCGAGUGGCGCCGGGGUGGCACCGCCCUGGGCACGUCCCCAGCCCCGGGGCUGGCCCUGCCCAACGCCAGCCUGGCCCACGAGGGACACUACAGCUGCCACCACCCUGUCACCGGCGAGACCUGGGCCAGCAUCUGCCUGCGGCUGGGCUACCCGCCACCGCCCCCGGCCAUCGAGUGCUGGGCCACCAGCUACCCCCAGGCUGUGAACUGCUCCUGGGCGCUGCGCCCCGAGCCCCUGCUGGACACCGACUUCGUGGCCACCUACAGGCACGGCGCAGGCACAGGUGAGUGCAGCCUGACGGGCCCGCGGAGCUGCUCCUUCGGGGAGCUCCAGGUGUUCUCCCUGACUCCCUACGAGCUCAACGUGACGGCCCGGAACGCGCUGGGAGCUGCCUGGGGAAUCCUGCCCUUCCUCCUGGAGAACAUCGUAAAGCCGGACCCCCCCGAGGCCGUGCGGGUCUCCCCCAUCCCCGGGGAGCCGCAGAAGCUGCUGGUGGAGUGGAGCCCUCCCUCGUCCUGGCCCUUCCCGGAGUAUUUCCCGCUGCAGUACCGCAUCCGCUAUUCCCGGGACAACGACUCCGUCCCCACCACGGUGGGGCCGUACGAGGUGACAUCCCACACGCUGACGGACCUGGAGCCCGGCAGCCUCCACCACGUCCAGGUGGCCGCCAAGGACCUCGCGGAUUCCGGGGAAUUCAGCGCCUGGAGCCCGCCGGCCUCAGGGACACCCUGGCUGGGGCUGUGACAGCCAGCCCGGGCCCCUGUCCCCAUCCCAGGCCUGCUCCUGUCCCCUGUCCCACCCGUGCUGCCAGGAAUGGGCAAUAAAUGGGCUUGAGGCUC
This is a messenger RNA of Catharus ustulatus (Swainson's thrush), 1151 nucleotides long. It is a transcript of the gene EBI3, whose product is annotated as Epstein-Barr virus induced 3. Gene Ontology annotation, molecular function: cytokine binding; cytokine receptor activity. The transcript has 7 exons. NCBI's taxonomy places the organism in Eukaryota, Metazoa, Chordata, Aves, Passeriformes, Turdidae. The record is from RefSeq and is a predicted model, not a curated record. Gene Ontology annotation, cellular component: signaling receptor complex; membrane; external side of plasma membrane. Gene Ontology annotation, biological process: cytokine-mediated signaling pathway. Bases 28 to 1056 code for a protein of 342 amino acids.